This is a messenger RNA of Eptesicus fuscus (big brown bat), 2186 nucleotides long. RefSeq names its product tubulin folding cofactor C (gene TBCC). The coding region runs from base 58 to 1098 and encodes 346 amino acids. The transcript has a single exon. Gene Ontology annotation, cellular component: cytoplasm. Gene Ontology annotation, molecular function: tubulin binding. The record is from RefSeq and is a predicted model, not a curated record. NCBI's taxonomy places the organism in Eukaryota, Metazoa, Chordata, Mammalia, Chiroptera, Vespertilionidae. Gene Ontology annotation, biological process: post-chaperonin tubulin folding pathway; tubulin complex assembly.
CUCACGGAGGGCGCGCCCAGAGGAAGGCAGGCAGGAGAAAGGAAGCUUGCAGUCAAGAUGGAGACAGCUAGUUGCUCCGCUACGGUCGUCGGGAACGGGGACGUGGUGUCCCAGCGGGAGCGGAGCCUGCUGCCUGAGCGGCUUCAGAGGCGAGACCAAGAGAGGCAACUGGAGGUGGAAAGGCGCAAGCAAAAGCGGCAGAACCAGGAGGUGGUGGAGGAGAAGAGCGACUUUUUCACUGCCGCCUUCGCCCGGGAGCGAGCCGCGGUGGAAGAGCUUCUGCAGGGCGGAGAGUCCGUCGAGCGGCUGGAGGAGGCGGCCGCUCGGCUCCAGGGGCUCCAGAAACUGCUCAACGACUCGGUUUUGUUCCUGGCCGCCUACGAAGUGCGGCAGGCACAGGAGGCGCUAGCGCAGCUGCAGGCGGCCCUGGCCGACCGGCGCCAGCAGCUGCAGCCCAAGAAGCGAUUCGCCUUCAAGACCCGGAGGAAGGAUGCUGUUUUGGCCCCCCAAGUAGUAGAUGCGGCUCCCGGCGCCGCGGGGGCGGAAAGCGUCCUGGCCUCCCCGCCCUCCCUGACCGAGGAGGGAGCCGCGGGCUCUAGCUGGCUCUGCGGCUUCUCCAACCUGAAGUCCCAAGUCUUGGAGAAGAGAGCGGAAGAGUUGCACCAGCGAGACGUCCUUUUGACCGAACUGAGCAAUUGCACGAUCAAACUGUACGGCAAUCCCAACACCCUGCGGCUGAGCAAGGCCCGCGGCUGCACGUUGCUCUGCGGCCCGGUGUCCACUUCGGUGUUCCUGGAUGAUUGCAGUGAGUGCGUGCUGGCCGUGGCCUGCCAACAGCUCCGGGUACACACUACGAGAGACACCCGCAUCUUCCUGCAGGUGACCUGCAGGGCCAUCGUGGAGGACUGCCACGGGAUCCAGUUCGCCCCUUACACCUGGAGCUACCCGGGGAUCGACCGAGACUUCGAGAGCUCUGGUUUAGAUAGGAGCAAAAAUAACUGGAACGAUGUCGACGAUUUCAACUGGUUGGCCCGGGAUAUGGCCUCCCCCAACUGGAGUGUUCUUCCUGAAGAAGAGCGAACGACCCAGUGGGACUAAGCAGUUGUUACUCUUCUCUCCACUUAUACCAAAUUCUUCCCGUGUGGGACUGACUCCCAACUAAUGGGACCCCAAAGUGUACUUAUCAUUGUCACAUAGUGUUAUGUUUUCAGUAAUUAAGACGUAAAAUUGUCAUAGGCGAUUUGUGAUUUCCAUUCAAUUCGAGACAGGUAUAACACUUUUAUUUUUGCUAUUUUGAUAAUUAUUGCUAGUAUUUGCCCAUGACAGUUUGAAGCCUGGGAGGCGGGGGGAGGGAAAGAGUGUGGUUCUCUGUUGGUUUUUUUAUUUGUGGUAUUUAAAACUUAUUGCAUGAGAAAGCAGGCCUUCAAUAAAUAUUUAACAAAUGAAUGCAGCAGGGCUCUAGUAAGAGGCGGUUAAUGUGGAAUGAUGGUACCGAACCUGUGCGGGGUACCAUGAAGGAGAACCUUUUUGGGUUUAGUGCUCUCAGCAGGGUGCUCUGGGGGAAGCCGCCUCUCUGGUCUUCAGCUACACCUUAGCUUGAGCUUCUGGAAUCCAGCUGGUCAUUGACUAGUUUGGGUCCAAAAGUUCGGCUUGGACCCCCAGAAGCUCAUGAGUUUUCCCAACUGUAAAGCCAAAACUAUUAUAGCUACCAAUUUUUUGUGCAUUGAAAAUGUCAUAGACGCUGUUCUAAGUACCUUACUCAAAUACACUUAUUAAGGCCUCAGAAUCUUAAGAGGUAGGUUCUGUUUGCACUGUUUUUCAAGCGAGGAAACAUAAGUAUGUUGCUCGAGGUCACGCGUGCUGGUGGACUGGAAUUUAAAGUUGGCUCCAGAGCCCAUCUUCUUAAUCCACUACAAGAUGGUGAUUUUGAAUUGUGUUGACUUGACAAGAAGCAAGCAAAAUAAUUAAAAAGGGCAAAUUUAAAAAAAUUUUUUUUAUUGAUUUCAGAGAGGGAAGGAAGAGGGAGAGAGAGAGAGAAACAUCAGUGAUGAGAGAGAAUCAUUGGUUGGCUGCCUCCUGCAUGCCCCCCACUGGGGAUCAAGCCUGCACACAUCGGGCAUGUGCCUUGACCAGAAUUGAACUGACCACUGAGCCAUGCCAGCCAGGUGCAUUGCUUUUUUUUUUUU